Salmo salar (Atlantic salmon) is the source of this 1311-nucleotide messenger RNA. NCBI's taxonomy places the organism in Eukaryota, Metazoa, Chordata, Actinopteri, Salmoniformes, Salmonidae. The record is from RefSeq and is a predicted model, not a curated record.
AUGGAAAGUACAUCAACCACACAGACGUUCUCUUCCCUUCCUCUCCCAACAGCCGAUCCCUACAGCUGCAUAGCAUGCCAAAAGGAUGAGUGGGCCAGGAAUGGCAGUACCUCAUGCACUAAGCGCUCUAUAGAGUAUCUGCAUUCUGAUGCUCCGUUGGCCAUUUUUCUGAUGUUCCAGGCCAUUUCCAUCAUCCUCAUCUCAAUGGCCAUCUUGGUUCUGUUCCUUUGUAAGUUAGACACCCCUGUGGUAAAAUCAGCCGGUGGGAGGCUCUGCUUCUUCAUGUUGUGUUGCUUGUCCAUGUCCUCCUCCAGCGUCUUCCUCUACAUCGGCAAACCCACAGAGGCCAUCUGCACCUUACGCAAUUCUGUGUUUAUAGUCUUCUAUGUGGCCUGCCUGUCCUGUCUUGCUGUUCGCUCCUUCCAGAUUGUCUGUAUCUUCAAAAUGGCCGCCAAACUGCCCAAAGCGUAUGAUUUCUGGGUCAAGCACGGUGGUCAGUGGAUCACUAUUAUCACAACCACUGUCAUAAUGCUGUUUCUGUGCAUUUUGUGGAUAGCCAUUGAAGGACCCAGGCCCAAUCAGCUAACAUUGUAUAGCGAGGUAAUUUUGGAUUGCACAUAUGGAGUCAUCCCCAUCUUUUAUGUGAUAGUACUGUUUGCCGCUUUGCUGGGUAUUGCAUGCUUUAGUUUUGCCUACAUGGGAACUGACCUGCCCAAAAACUACAACGAGGGUAAAUCUAUCACUUUCAGCUUGCUGAUCUUCUUCAUCUCUUGGGUCAUCUCUCUGACAGUGCACCUGUCUACCAAAGGAAAGCACACACUCUCCGUCAAUCCUUUCUCUGUGCUGUGCAGUCUGUAUGGUAUACUCUUUGGUUACUUCUUCCCUAAAUGCUAUAUCAUUAUCAUUAGACCUGAACGUAAUACAGCAGCCUAUUUUCAAACUGCAAUCCAGAGUUACACACUUCAACCUAGAUAAUGUACAGAUGUUGAGACAUAUGACUUGUGUGGCACUAGAACUGCCACUACUAUGUUAUGUGAUUUGUUUCUUUUCAGUCUAUAUCUAUAUUUUGUAAUCCCAUACGGUUUUCCUCCUUAAAAGCAUUUUUAAUUGUUUGCCUAUUAAUAAAACCCUUUUGCAAUUAAUGUUUGUCCAAUCAGAUGACAGUAGGUUCAAAGCAAGUAAUAGCGUGUAUCAAGUGCAUUUAUUAUCCAAAAUCCUUUCAAAGUUCACACUUUCACUCUACAAGAGUAGAAAACGACUCUGCAUUGUAGCAGGGAUUCACCAUAUUAAAACAGGAUGAACAUAAUGACU